AUGUCUUCAACAAAUAACCAGCAUAUAGCUCGAUUCGUAAGCGAGCUAAAGACUGGUUCACUAUUAACAAAAAGAAAACCUAAUGGUGAUCAAUAUUCUCGUCACUUCUUUCUUGAUGAAUAUGAACAUUUUAUAUCUUAUCAUCAAUCUGAAAAAGUAUUUGCACAACCAAAUCGUUAUUAUAUUCAUAAAAUUAAUGAAAUUCGUCCUGGUUUGCAAACACGAACAUUUGAUCGACUUUUCAGACAUAAGAUUGUCGAACAAGAGGAUGAAAAACGUGCUUUCUCUCUCUUCUACAAUAAUUAUCGAGAUGAACUUCAUUUAAUGGCAAAUGAUGGACAGACGAGAGAUGCAUGGAUACAAGCUUUACAACAUCUGAUACAUACACAUACUCAAAGGCGCCAACGACAUGUCAUUACUGAAACAAAUUGGAUUUUGAAUUAUUUUUACUUGGCUGAUAAAGAUGGAUCUGGUACCUUGACAAAAAACGAGUGUCGUCGACUACUUAUAGAUUCACUCAAUGCAAAAGUGUCAAAAAAUGCUUUUGAAACACUUUUCAAUGCGGCAGAUACAAGUGGUGAAGGAGUUUUGACACCUGAUGAAUUUGUAAAUUUAUUCUAUGUACUUACUCGUCGUAAAGAUCUUUAUGCAAUAAUGCAACAAUAUGUCAAAAAUGGUCAUAAACAAUCUAUGGAUACGAUUCGUAUGAAUAUUGAUGAACUUUUAUAUUUUCUUCGAAAUAUUCAAAAUCAAACAAUAAUAAAAUAUCAAUCAGAUGAAUGUACAUCUGAUUAUUCACUUGUUUCAGUUACUGAACGUGAACAAGUACAAGAAUUAAUUAAUGAAUUUGAAACCGAUGUUGAAUUACAAGAAAAAGGUCAACUUAGUCUUAAUGGCUUUAGAAACUUAUUAUUAUCCGACGAGUUUUCUGUGAUGAAACCAUGGUGUUCUCGUCAUAUUUAUCAAGAUAUGACAAGACCAUUGAGUGAUUAUUAUAUAAACACAUCACAUAAUACUUAUCUAUUUAAUAAUCAAAUAUCUGGAACUAGUAAUCCUGAAGCAUACAAUCGAGUAUUAUGUUCAGGUUGUCGUGCAGUUGAAAUUGAUUGUUAUGAUGGUGCUAAUGGUCGACCAAUAGUUAAACAUGGCUAUACACUUGUUCAACCAUGUUUAUUUGAAUCAAUUAUUCGUUUUAUAGAACCAAAUCUUUUUAAAAUAUCACCAUAUCCAGUUAUACUUGAUCUUGAAAAUCAUUGUUCAAUUGAACAACAACAUGAAAUGGCUCGUAUUUUAAAACAAGUUUUUGGAGAUCGAUUAAUAACUGAACCAUUAUCUACAAAUGAUUCAUCAGUAUUACCAUCACCAGAAGAUUUGAAAUAUAAAGUUCUUGUUCGAGGUGUAAAAAUACCAAAAGCGACAACACUUUUUAAAUUAAUCGAACUAGGAGAAAUUGAUUAUGGUAAUAAUCCUCUCAAUCCACAAAGCAAAUUAUGUUUAUUUAUUGUUAUUGAACAUGAUUUAGCUGGACUUUUUAUUUAUUUUCAAAAUAUACCCUUCCUUCCAAAUGAAAAUGAUAAAGAUAAUUAUUCAUGUUGUCAUUCACCAAAUCUUUCUGAAAAACAUUUCGAUCGAAUAUUAGAAAAUGAUCCAUUAGAUUUAAUUAAACAAACAGGAAAAAGUGUAUUUCGAAUGUAUCCACAUGGUUUAAGACAAGAUUCAAGUAAUCCUGAUCCAAUAAAUGCUUGGAAUUUUGGUAUUCAUAUGGUUGCAUUAAAUUUUCAACAUGAUGAUUUAAUGAUGUCAUUAUCAUAUGGAAAAUUUAUUGAUAAUGGUGGAUGUGGUUAUAUACUUAAACCAAAAUAUUUAAUUAAUGCAUAUAAAAUAAAUUUUAAUCCAUUUGAUUAUUUAAAAAAACCAUUAAUGUUACCAGAUAAUAUUAUUGAACAUCCUCAACGUUUAACAAUAACAAUAAUUAGUGGUCAAUUUUUAUCUCGAUCAAAUGAAACAACACAAGAUAUUCCAGAUCCAUAUGUUGUUGUAUCAACACAUGGAAUAUUAUGUGAUCAACAAACACAAAAAACAAAAUUUAUAGAAAAUAAUGGAUUUGAUCCAUUAUGGAAUGAAACAUUUCAAUUUAAUAUUUGUUUUCCACAAAUGUGUCUUGUUCGUUUUGAUGUAUAUGAUUAUGAUGUAUUUACAAAAGAUGAUAGAAUUGCUUAUUUUUGUUUACCAAUGACAACUAUGCAAACAGGAUAUCGUCAUGUUCAUUUGAGAACAAAACAUAAUAAUCUAACUUAUUCAACAUUGUUCAUACAUGUUACUAUUGAAAACAAUUAA
This is a messenger RNA of Rotaria sordida, 2337 nucleotides long. Lineage: Eukaryota; Metazoa; Rotifera; Eurotatoria; Philodinida; Philodinidae. The record is from the annotation of a GenBank genome assembly.